Aspergillus nidulans FGSC A4 is the source of this 672-nucleotide messenger RNA. RefSeq lists its product as uncharacterized. The record is from RefSeq and is a predicted model, not a curated record. NCBI's taxonomy places the organism in Eukaryota, Fungi, Ascomycota, Eurotiomycetes, Eurotiales, Aspergillaceae. The transcript is spliced from 2 exons. The coding region runs from base 1 to 672 and encodes 223 amino acids.
AUGACACGGAGGGUCGCCCUGAGAAUGAAUCUGAGCUGGUGGCUUCAUCGCCAACCAGCGAGGAUGAGGCAAGGAGAUCAGUACGAUGACAGAGUGGCUAAUGAGUUUGUCCACGAAUAUGUCAAAAGUAUCACCGCCGCGAUAAUCAUCCUCCCGACCACUCUCGUCUACUUUCUACUCAUGCUUGACGGUUCCAUAAUCUCCGUGGCCAUUCCUGCCAUCAUCACCGAGUUCGACUCGCUGCUCGAUAUUGCUGGUAAGACCUACAUUGAUAUUGUAACCGGGUUCUGUUCUGACGACUACUCUCCAGAUAAGGGUGCGACUCAGGCCAUCGCGGACGCGGUCACCAUCGCUAUCACGCUAAAGCUAGCGAAGAAGGAGCAGGCGCCGCUCGCCCUCCGUACGAUGGAGAAAAUGAGAUACGAGCUUUGCAAGAUCGGCCAGAUGAUGGGCAUUAAUACGCGCAACGUGUGGCUGAGAACGGACUGGGAGGGAGUGGCAAGGAACAAGCAGGUUCUAGCCCAGCCGCAACCCGACCGGCUCUUCACUCACGACUCUCAAGCAUACGCAUACGAGGAAUUUGAGACGGCGGCUACGGCGGUCUUGACAGGGAACUCUACGAGCCGCGGAAUGUGCCGGACGAAGGGUCAAAUCCGCGCACCACAGACUUAA